CCAGCCAGAUAAGUGAAGAUGGCGAUUUAAAAGUUGUGCUCAGCUUUUCUUGUCAACCCACGGGUGAAAACCUCAACACGUCUUUCGUGCCGAAGCUGUUAUAGAUACAACACACAGUUAUGAAACUAAGGCAGAGCCUUAGAUUUAAGGAAGUUUUUAGAAUUAAACAACCCGUUUUAUUAUAUUCGACAACGACUAUGUAGAAAAGGCUCGUGUCCUUUCGCACAAAAUUCAAACCUUUUUAUUUUUUUUUAUUUUGUUUUCUCGUACGGAAAAUCUGGUGAUUUUUUUUGGGUCGAAACGAUGUCUUCUUCUCUAACACUCCUAUCUGCCAUCUGUGCCCUUAUCUGCUUUCGUCCUUAUGUUCAAGGAUUGAAGUGCUAUUGCGAUAUAUGUGGCCAAGAGACGAAUUAUACAUGCGAAACAGAUGGAUAUUGUUUUACGUCUAUAACUCUAGACAUGAACACGCAAGAAAAAAGUCACUCUUUCAGAUGCCUGGACAAGAGUAAGUGGUUCCCGCCCGGCAACCCGAGGCAAUGCUUGAAGCGAAUCAGCUGCUGUUCCGAAUAUGACUAUUGUAAUGCAAAGCAAGAUGGCAAACCGAGAGGUUGGAAUAAAGAAUUAUACCACAAACCGAUUAGAUUCCAUUCUAAGCCUACAAAGCGUCCAGAAUGGAUAGAUGGAGCUGGAAGUGUAGCCGGCAGUUUAGGAACUUGGGAGCUUGUUCUUUUCAUAGCUGGGCCGACGUGUAUGAUCUGUUUGAUCAUCAUGCUUAUCCUCACCCGUUGGAAUCCUUACAAAAGAUCAAGGAUGCGAUAUCAUUGUCCCGAACCGAUGGAAGGCCCAGAACAACCGAUUCUCGGUUCUGUUUCUCUGAGAGACAUGAUAGACAUGACAACAUCAGGCUCUGGUUCAGGACUUCCUCUACUCGUACAACGAAGCAUUGCCAGGCAGAUACAACUUGUCGAUACAAUAGGGAAAGGAAGAUUUGGUGAAGUUUGGAGAGGAAGAUGGAGGGGUGAAAAUGUUGCUGUUAAAAUAUUCUCCUCGAGGGAAGAAAGAUCUUGGUUCAGGGAAGCAGAAAUCUACCAGACAGUUAUGCUAAGGCAUGACAAUAUUUUAGGUUUUAUUGCAGCCGAUAACAAAGAUAAUGGAACAUGGACACAAUUAUGGUUAAUAACGGAUUACCACGAACAUGGUUCCCUUUUUGAUUACCUCAAUAGAACAACAGUAGAUGUGCCAGGAAUGAUUCGAAUGGCUCUUUCUAUUUCAACAGGAUUAGCUCACCUCCAUAUGGAAAUUGUCGGAACUCAAGGUAAACCGGCAAUUGCUCAUCGUGACCUUAAAUCCAAAAACAUACUUGUCAAAGCAAAUGGAACAUGUGCCAUCGGCGAUUUAGGCCUAGCUGUAAGGCAUGACGUCACAACUGAUACUGUUGACAUACCUCUUAAUAAUAGAGUUGGUACUAAGAGAUACAUGGCACCUGAGGUGCUUGACGAAUCUAUGAACAUGAAUCAUUUUGAUUCUUUUAAAAGAGGUGAUGUGUACGCCUUCGGUCUCAUACUAUGGGAAAUCGCGAGGCGGUGUAAUGUCGGUGGUGGAAUUUAUGAAGAAUACCAGUUACCUUUCUUUGACCUCGUCCCCUCAGACCCUACAAUUGACGAAAUGAGGAGAGUAGUCUGUAUAGACAGGCAAAGACCUAGCAUUCCCAACAGAUGGCAAUCCUGUUUGGCCCUUCAGGCAAUGUCACGUGUUAUGAAGGAAUGCUGGUACCAUAAUGCUGCAGCACGAUUGACUGCUUUGAGAAUAAAGAAAACGUUAGCUAACCUCGCAGCAACGGAAAUACUCAGGAUGUAAUAUAUAUAUUAUAAUAUAUAUAUACAAUUUUAUUGAAAAAUGUAUAAAAAAAAGAAGCACAAAUGAAAACCAACUAAAAACUUCUUUUACUUGGGCGAUUGGUUUUCGUUUGUGGUUUUUUUUCUUUUAAUCUUGUAAAUAUGAGCAG
Cimex lectularius (bed bug) is the source of this 2005-nucleotide messenger RNA. It is a transcript of the gene babo, whose product is annotated as TGF-beta receptor type-1. Gene Ontology annotation, cellular component: activin receptor complex; plasma membrane. Bases 304 to 1857 code for a protein of 517 amino acids. NCBI's taxonomy places the organism in Eukaryota, Metazoa, Arthropoda, Insecta, Hemiptera, Cimicidae. Gene Ontology annotation, molecular function: activin binding; ATP binding; activin receptor activity, type I. The transcript has 10 exons. The record is from RefSeq and is a predicted model, not a curated record. Gene Ontology annotation, biological process: cellular response to growth factor stimulus; activin receptor signaling pathway; nervous system development.